AUGGCCGCCACAGCAGGCUCCCCCGGCCGCCCCCAGCCGGUCUACGAGGCCAGCAAGCAGGAGUUCGCGGUGCCCGGCCUGGCGGCCCAGAGCCCCUGGAACCAGAAGUCGCUGGCAGUCAAGUACCCGCCCCUGAAGCAGGACAUUAAAGCAGACGUGGCGGUCAUCGGGGCAGGCAUUGCAGGCCUGUCCUGCGCCUACAACCUGGCGAAAGCGGGGAAGAAGGUGGUGGUGCUCGAAGCGCGCACCCGCGGCGCAGGCCAGACCGGAAGGACCACGGCCCACCUCAUGACCUGGCUGGAUGAUUACUUCUAUGAGUGCGAGAGCAUGCACGGCAAGGAGAAGACGCGACUGGUGGCGGAGUCGCUGCGCGGCGCGGCAGACUGGAUUGAGAGGGUGGUGCGGGAGGAGGGGAUCGAGUGCAAGUUCAGGCGCAUGGACGGCUACCUGUACCCUCACGCCACCGGCGAGUCCCCCCAGCCCACCUCUGCCAUGGCGGGGCUGACAAACACCGAAUGGGUGGACCUGGGCGGCGGGCCGGAGGUGGGGGGCAUCCGGCAGUGCCUGCGCUUUGCCGCCAACGCCGACUUCCACCCGCUCAUGUAUCUGGAGGGGCUGGCGGCGGCGGUGGAGCGGCACGGAGGCAAGAUCUACGAGGGGACCAAGGCGUGGAAGGCAGGCGAGCGGGCGCUGCGGACGUAUGCUGUGGGGCUGCUGGUGCGCCGAGACGCCGUGAAGCGCUCCCUGUUCUGGGAUACGGCUGAGCCCUACCAUUACGUGCGCUUUGACGACUGGGACGAUGAGCACCUGCUCAUGAUCGUGGGCGGGGAGGACCACAAGACGGGCUCCCUCUGGCCCUACGACCCAUAUGACAGGCAGGCAGGGAGGGAGGGGAUGCACAGGGUGCUGGAGAAGUAUGCUCGCUCCCGCUGGACCGCGGCCGGGGAGCUGCUGCUCAAGUGGAAUGGGCAGGUCAUGGAGCCGGCAGACCUGCUGUACCUGCACGGUCACAACCCGCUGGUACCGGACGGCAACUCCUACAUCAUCACCGGGGACAGUGGACAGGGCAUGACGGGGGGCACCAUUGGCGGCAUGGUGGUGUCUGACCUCAUCCUCGGGCGCAAGAACCCUUGGGCCGACGUGUACGACCCCUCGCGUGCGCCGCCGCUCAAGUCUCUGCUGGAGAUUGCGGAGGAAGGCGUGAUCACCACCACCUCCUACGCCGAGCGCGUGCUGCCCAAGGCGCGACCCUGGCAGGCCGCCCGCCUGCUCACACCCAGCCAGUGGCUCGCCGCGGGCGUGACCCUGAGCUACGAGAUGGAGCCAGACAGCGGCGCCGUGGUGCAGAAGGGGGUGGCCGUGUACUGCGACGGCAACAAGCAGCAGCACGCCUACAGCGCCGUGUGCCCCCACCUGGGCUGCAUCAUUCACUGGAACUCACUUGAGAAGACCUUUGACUGCCCCUGCCACGGCAGCCACUUUGACCGCUUCGGCAAGUGCAUCAACGGGCCCGCCAAGGGAGACCUGCAGCCCAUCCCCGACUGCACCAGCCGCGGCUCUCAGACACAGUGGCCGGCGGCAGCAGCGCGCAGGCCACAGCCGGGCCGGGCGGCAGACGCCGCCGCCGCCGCCGCCGGGCAGCGCGGGGCAGCGCAGCUGUGCAGGGCGGUGGACCCCGCUGGGCUGCAAGAAGUGCUGGUGGGCGGCGCCGUGACAGCUGCCACAGCGGCAGCGCUCAUCAAUGGCAGCAGCAAGGGAGACCCCGAGGUGUGCGCCUCGUGUGCAGGCACGGGCGGCAUCAAGUGCUUUGCCUGCGAGGGCAGCGGCAAGAUGCUGGGGGUGUCUCGCGAGGCGCUGGCGGCGGCGGCUCGGCAGCGCGACCCGCUGGGCGGCAGCCGCAACCAGCGCGAGUGCGUGGCGUGCAAGGGUGCAGGCAAGAUCUUCUGCAAGAACUGCAGCGGCAGCGGCUUCUCGCGGCACAUGUAG
Molecule: messenger RNA, 1986 nt
Organism: Chlorella variabilis
Lineage: Eukaryota; Viridiplantae; Chlorophyta; Trebouxiophyceae; Chlorellales; Chlorellaceae
Exons: 23
Coding region: 1-1986 (661 amino acids)
Cellular component (GO): cytoplasm; membrane
Molecular function (GO): 2 iron, 2 sulfur cluster binding; heat shock protein binding; oxidoreductase activity
Source: RefSeq, a predicted model, not a curated record